GCAAAUAUAUAUUUUUGUAUCAGUAGAAAAUGAGCUGUAUAUUCAUAAAAACUUUCAGCAGCUUGAUGUAAGUCUAGUCUCUGCUGCUGAAUUCUGUGAGUUGGCAAAUGUAAAGGAGUGCUAAGUAUACCAGUGGGCAAAGAAGGUGGGUUUACUUCUAGCUCAUCCUGUAAAACUCUUAAAGUUGUGUGUGGCCUCACCUUGGGAGGGUGGGAUGUUUACCUAGGCCUUGCUAGGAGUUGCUGAAGCCUGUGCUGUUUCCAUUUAACUGUGGGCCCUGUAAUCCAAAAACACAUUCUCUGUCCUUGAGGAGUUUUUAGUCUAGUGGAGAAGGAAAAAACUCUGACAUUUACAACCUUGAAUGAUAAGGGAUAGAUCUCCUGGAGGCCUGGAGGUUCCCUAUUUAUUCUGGCUGCCCUGGGGCAGCCCUUAAAGUAAGGACUUUCCAGGGGUGUUUCUGCCCUAAGCAAAUGGAAGAGUUUUAGAAAGGCAUUUCUGAAGGUGGGACCUGAAAGUAUGAAUAAAUGCCUGAAGACAGAGAGUAUUCUGUGUCUCGAAUUGUAGGAGUUGUAGGAAUAGCAAUAAAUAGUGCAAGAGGGAGAGGUCAGUCUGGCCAGAAGCUAAGUUUAUGUGUUAGGCUAAGAAGUUUAGAUUCCUUUUACAGUUUUAAGCAGACCCUGAUGGCCUUUGGCCAAAUAAAUUUUCUGUGUUUUAGAGGAUUUGAGAUGUACAAAGGUGGAAUAAAGGAGAGCAAGAUUGGAAUUAGACCAGUGAGAGAGCUGCUGAGACGAGAUUAAGGUUUGAACUGUGGUGAUGGCAGUGACAAUGGACGUGGAGAGAAGUGGAGAGAUGAGAAAACUGAGGUUAAAUGACUUGUUCAAGACAAUCUGCUUCAUCUUGAUUCUGCAGCAUUCCAAAGUGUGGUAUCCUUGGGGUUCUCUUAACAUUGCUAUGGUGCAGAAGAUUUAAAAUCAGCUGAUGUUCACAAGGAAUAGAGUCACGUGAUGUAUGAAGGGAAACAUAUACACUUCUCUGAGGUUGACAAUAAGCCCUUGUGCUCAUAUAGCCCCAAACUGUGCAAGCAGCGGCGACUCAACGGCUACGCUUUCUGUAUCAGACACGUUCUGGAGGACAAGACUGCCCCCUUCAAGCAAUGUGAAUAUGUGGCCAAGUAUAACAGCCAACGCUGCACCAACCCCAUCCCCAAAUCAGAGGAUCGUAGGUACUGCAACAGCCACUUGCAGGUACUUGGCUUUAUCCCGAAAAAAGAGAGGAAGAAAAAGAAUGAUCCUAUAGAUGAGGUAAAGGUCAGGCACCAGAUGGAUACCAUGGCCUUUAGCCUAACGGUGCCCACAUUGGCCUUGAAGAUGCCCAACGGACUGGAUGGAAUGUCCCUCUCUCCACCAGGGGCAAGGGUCCCUCUCCACUACCUGGAAACUGAGUUGGAAGACCCAUUUGCUUUCAACGAGGAAGAUGAUGACCUAAAGAAAGGUGCAACUGUGAGAAAGAAGUUGCAGAGCAAGUUGGCCCAGAAUCGUCAGCGCCAGAGAGAGACAGAGAUUUUAAAAGUUCGACAAGAGCACUUUAGUCCCCCUCCUGCACCUUCACAGCAGCAGCCUCCACAGCAGCACUCCAACCUGUCACCUUUAUCCACUUCUAUAAAACCUCCAGCGCCACCGCAGGGUUUAGUCUGCAAGUCACCUCAACCUCAGAACACCAGCCUACCAAUGCAGGGAGUGGCCCCCACCACACACACUAUAGCACAAGCGAGGCAGUUGUCUCACAAGAGGCCUCUGCCCCUCCUGCCAUCCAGUAGGGCUCCUGUCGUGGACCCACCCAGGACUGACCGGGUCCUUAUGAAAGCCACAGCCUUCUCUCCACACUUCUCUUGUAUAAGUCGACUGCAGAGACUGGUGAAACUGUGCACCCAAAAACAUCAGUUGGAUACUGAUCUGUUUCCCCAUUUAGGGUUGGACUGGUCUGAAGAGAGCGGAGAGGAACUGGAGGACGCAGAGCAAGCCUCGCCAUACCAGGUUGCAUGGUCCAUCCGAGAAACCCUCAGAUAUGAAAGACACACGUCAGAUGACGAUGAUACAGAGAGUAGGAGCUCCAGGGUGACCCAACUUUGCACUUACUUUCAGCAGAAAUACAAGCACCUCUGCCGCCUGGAGCGGGCAGAAUCCCGUCAAAAGAAAUGCCGGCACACGUUUAGGAAAGCCUUGUUGCAGGCGGCCAGUAGAGAACCAGAGUGUACUGGUCAGUUAAUACAAGAACUGCAGAGUGCUGCGUGCCGUCGAACCAGCAUAAGCCAGACCAAGUUGAGGGAGGUGGAACCAGCAGCAUGCAGUGGAACGGUGAAGGGUGAACAGUGCACUAACAAAGCCCUUCCAUUCACCAGACAUUGUUUCCAACAUAUCCUCUUGAACCGCUCUCAGCAGCUCUUCUCAAGUUGUACGGCCAAGUUUGCGGAUGGACAGCAGUGCUCUGUGCCUGUUUUUGACAUCACACACCAGACACCUUUGUGUGAAGAACAUGCCAAAAAAAUGGAUAAUUUCUUGAGAGGCGAUAGCUCCCGUAAAGUUCAGCACCAGCAGCAGAGGAAACCCAGGAAAAAAACCAAGCCUCCUGCACUUACCAAAAAACACAAAAAGAAGCGAAGGCGUGGACCUCGCCGACCCCAGAAGCCCAUUCCCCCUGCAGUCCCCCAAGGGAACCUCAGCAUGCCCGCCAGCGUCUCACUGCCAGUGGAGGCCUCUCAGAUCCGGAGCCCGUCCACGCCGGAGCUGAGUGCUGAUGAGCUGCCGGAUGACAUUGCCAAUGAGAUCACUGACAUUCCACACGACUUGGAAUUGAACCAGGAGGACUUUUCGGAUGUCCUGCCUCGGCUACCUGAUGACUUACAGGAUUUUGAUUUUUUUGAAGGAAAGAAUGGAGACCUCCUCCCAACGACCGAAGAGGCUGAGGAACUUGAACGGGCCUUGCAGGCUGUAACUUCUCUCGAGUGCCUGAGUACCAUUGGGGUACUUACCCAGUCAGAUGGUGUGCCAGUCCAGGAGUUGUCAGAUAGAGGAAUAGGGGUGUUCUCCACAGGUACUGGAGCUUCAGGAAUUCAGUCCUUGAGCCGAGAGGUAAACACGGACCUAGGGGAGUUGUUGAAUGGGCGCAUAGUCCAUGAUAAUUUUUCUAGUCUAGAGCUGGACGAGAACCUGCUCCGUUCUGCUACCUUGUCUAACCCACCUACACCCCUGGCAGGGCAGAUCCAGGGGCAGUUCUCUGCCCCAGCCAGCGUUGGCCUUACUUCUGCCACUCUGAUCAGCCAGAGUGCACUUGGGGAGAGAGCCUUCCCAGGACAGUUUCAUGGACUUCAUGAUGGCAGCCAUGCCUCCCAGAGGCCACAUCCUGCCCAGCUGCUGAGCAAGGCAGAUGACCUAAUCACCUCACGACAGCAAUACAGCAGUGACCAUUCACACUCCUCGCCCCAUGGAAGCCAUUAUGAUAGUGAGCACGUGCCGUCUCCCUACAGUGACCAUAUCACCUCUCCCCACACAACAUCCUACUCUGGUGAUAAUAUGGCAGCUACCUUUUCAGCAGAGAUGCCCAUCAUGGCACAGCACUUGCUCCCAACCCAACUUGAGGUGCCACUUGGAGGAGUUGUAAACCCCAGAACUCACUGGGGCAAUCUUCCUGUCAACCUUGGAGAUCACUCUCCAUUUAGCAACCUUCUCGAUGCAGAUGGACAUCUUCUUUCCACUUCCCUAUCCACGCCACCCACCACUUCGAACUCAGAGACCACACAGCCUGCCUUCGCCACCGUGACCCCCAGCAGCUCCAGCGUGCUUCCGGGGUUGCCACAGACCAGCUUCAGUGGCAUGGGGCCUUCUGCUGAACUAAUGGCCUCCACCUCCCCCAAGCAGCAGCUCCCUCAGUUCAGCGCAGCCUUUGGCCACCAGCUGAGUUCUCACAGUGGCAUUCCUAAGGACCUGCAGCCCAGCCACAGCUCUAUAGCCCCUCCUACAGGCUUCACAGUAACAGGUGCCACAGCUACAAGUACCAAUAAUGCAUCUUCUCCUUUUACCUCCCCUAACUGAGCGUGUCUGUGUGUUUGCAGGCAGGUGAGGAACCUGGUGUUUUCUAUCUUUGUUUCCUCUUUAUCACCCCUUCCCCUUUUCCUAAAGAAGAUUUUAAAAAUAACAGAUGGGGACUUGAGGGGAACUCCCUUUUCCAGUUAAACGAGUGACCCGGCAGUGGACCUUGCUUCAGUGUUCACAUGUGCUCCUUUGCACUGGUGCUCAUUCCCUCCUGGCAGGUUCACUCUCCCCCAUUUUCUUUAGUGGCUCAGCACAGUGACUGGAUAGAGUUGACUUUUAGCAGCAAGUCCUAGAAGUGGAAGAUACCUCAGAUUACCAGUGCCCUUUACUAUUUCCUAGUAUUCAGAUCAAUGCUUUCCAUUUUAUUACCAGGUCUUUACAUAGGUGGUUCUAGAUGGAAUGAAUCUAUUAAUUGAGUCCCUGUGUGUAAGACGUGGCAAAUGGUGUGUGGAGGCUGAUCAAGGCUCUGACUUAGCACCAACUGCUAAAUGCCAAGUGAGGCCAGGAUUCCAUUCCUAAUCGUGAUCAUGUUUAAUUAAAAAAGAAAAAAAUUAGUCUUUUGACUGCCUGUGUGUAUGUGUGCGCCCACGCGUGUGUUUUUGUGCAGGGCAGGAAGCAGCUGUCCCGUUGUUAAUCUUUUUUUCCCCCUAAUGAGUAUAUAAGGCUCUUACUACUUUCCCACACCUCAUAACCCUAAUAACAUCGGUCAUUCUUUCCCACUGAGUUAACUAAGUUUCCUGAAUAGAGAGGGUGAUGGUCUGGUCAUGUGAAUAGCACAACCCUUUUCUGCUAAGUUUAGCCGGAAACGCAAAAAGCUGAAUUCAUGUCAGUGCUGUGGGGGUGUCGUGAAAAGCUUGCCUGGAAUGACUGCAGGGUUGCUGAGAUGCUGAGGUCUGCUGGGCAUACUGCCUUUUAGACAUGCAUUUGUUCCUAAAUCCCUCUGUCGUGGAAUAUGUUCGCAAGAUGUAAUUGAAGAAAAUACUGCGAUGUGAAAAGCAGGAUAGGCCAGAUAGAUUUGGAAAGAUGGCAUCUGUGAACUUCUUGAUCUGUCUUUUGCUUUGAAUUUUUCAUGUUUACAGUAGUGAUUCUUUGGUAAGAUAUGUAAAAUGUUGAAGACACUUGUAGAAUCAGUGUACCAGUUGUGAAGUGAUAUGUAAUAUCUGAAGGAUACACAUUUUAAAGUUUCUUUCAAAGCAGAUUAUGGAAAUGAGACAUAAAUUUUACCCACUCUUUGGUACUUUUAAAAUAAUUUAAGUGCUUAGGUUUAAGUUUUGGGAAAUUGUCUUAAAGUACCAGGAUUUUAGGCUUAAAAAAUCAUAUUGGGUAGUUUAGUAAAUUGGUGACUAUGAAAUGAAUAUGUGAGUUUUCUUUUUAUCUGCCUUCUCCCCAGCCCUUGCCCCUCCCCCAGAAGGGUGGACCUAGAUUUUAAAGGCAUCUGUCCUCUGCUUUUGCUGAGACAUUUUACUGUCCCCUGAGGUACCAUUGGCUAUUUAUACCUGAGUCUAGUCUAAUUUAACAUAUAUAUAUUUUAAAAGAUAAGUAGAGAGAACAUAUCUAUUAAUGAUGUGAUAUAAUGCUUCAUUUGUCAGGGAAUAUUUGAUCUUAGUUUCUUUUCAAUAGGUAAAGAUUUGGAUGUAUUUUCCUACUUCCUAUAUGUAUUCUCUUUAUGCCAUGCUACUUGUAACCGAUCCCUUCUUUUGAAAGCUUUUCUUUCUCUGCUUUUUAAAGGAAUGAUGGUGAUCAGCAGGCAUUAUGCAGAUACCAUGUGACUGAGAUUACAGAGGGGAAGUCACAUGGCUAAGAAAUCACUAUAUGCCCUAUUUUGUAUUUAUUGAAGUUUCUUUUUGUGGGCCAAAAGUAUGUUUGUAAUAUAUUUAGUUUUUUUUAGAUCAUGAUAAUUGAUUGGAAGAUUUAUUUUUAAUAGCUUUGCCUUUUUUGCAGAUUGAGAAAUUUCUAAAUUAUAAAUUAUGUCACAAAGCAAAAUUAUAUUUGGUAUCACCAUAAAUUUCUAUUCUGAAUGGUGAGAACAAAUCAUUUGAAUAUUUCUCACCUGUGAACCUAUGUUAGUAAGCUUUUUUAUUUUAAUGUACUGUAACAAAAUGAUUGAGUAGUUACCUCUGCUCAAAAGUGUCAUUUAGUUUGCUAAACUCUUCACACCCCAUUGUAAUAACUGUCCAUUCCCAGCGAUUUGGUUUUGUCUCCAUUGUGUACUAAUUAAAGGUCGUAGCGGAGCAGCACAUUAACGUUCCUAUCAACCCUUCUUUGACAGCAGAGGGAAAGUCACAGGUAGUCAAUUUGAACUUUUCUGGCUAUUUGUCCUCCAAGGUAGCUGCUUAAAAUUCUUCAGUUAUCAAAACUGAGUUUGCAGUAAGUUGCACAUUUUAUUGUUUGCAAUUUUCUGUUUUAUGUGCAUUUAAAAGCCCUUUUCUGCUUUCUAGUAAGGAGGCAAGAAAUGAUCAGGAAUGUUGCCAGUUACAGCUUCACACCAAAAACUUGGAGUAAAUUCAUUUUGUUUAGAUGUCCACUACGAUAGCUGGAGAAAGGGCACCUAUAGAAAGUACCCAGUGUAGGCUUGAGGAAUUAGUAAAAAACAAAACAAAACAAAACAAAACUUUCCUCAUUUUACCUACUUCAAAACUAAUAUCCAAGCUUGCAGUUUGCUUUGCUCUUGCUGUUUCUUGAGUCCCUUUUUGGAAGAGAGAACAUCUGUGAACCCAGAGAUAUGAUUAUAUUUUUCUUGUAGCUAAUGGAGCAAUCCUAGUCUAUUAGUAGUAGGUUUGCUAUUACUAUGUAAAGAAAGGAAUGAAGUGUUUUUUACUCCAGAAGUAUGAAAAUUAGUGUCUUUUAAAAUAGCACUUAUGCUAUAAUAAGGCAAUACUGGAAUCAACAACAAAUUUUAUAUAAGGUCCUAAUUAGGUGGAAGUAGCUUUUACUCUAGUGUUAAACUCAUGAGAAGUAGUGGCAAAGAAGGUUCACUCUGUUUCUGCAGUUCUUUGGGACCAUUUGUAAAGGCCAGUUAGAUUGUGUUAAUGUGAUUUUAUUUUCAAAGUUGCUGCAGUUAAUGGAUACAAUCUGUGUUCUGAAAAACUAAAUUCCAUUCUAAUGUAUGAUAUUCAUUGGCUGUGUGUGAUCUACAGCAUUUGAAGAGAAGAUGUUUUCUCUCCUUUACUCUCUCUCUACAUAAUUGUUAAUAUUAUUUUAAUUAAAGUACUUAAGACAUUGUUUUUUCCUCUGUUAAAAAUGGCUUAGCAAUUUGCACACCUGUGUAGGUUAUGUAGCUAGUAAACAAUUCACGAUAGUUAAUUGCAAUUACACUUGACCCACCAAGUGACAGACUAUGCAAUGAAAAGGUUUUCUAAUUCUCAUCACAUAGCUUAUACAGUGGAGGAUUAUUUUCUCUAGUAACCUACCAUGUGAGAUAUGACUGCUUUAUAAAUGACUUCCUGAGCAAUUUCAUGUUGGCAUACAGCAUGUGUCUAGUGUCCCUCCACGAAAAGACUAUAAUGAGAAGCAAAUAGUAGGUAGGGAGAUAAAGUUGGAUUUUUUUUUUUCCUUUAAAAUUGUAGGUUAGCCUGAGUGGCUUCAGGCUAAAGAAAGCUAAUAAUUUAUCUUUGCCAAAUAAUUAUGUAUAAGAAUUAUUUCUUAAAUAAGCCCAGUCUCUCAACUGCAAGUUAGGAAUCCUCAUUUUCUGUGACUAACACUAAAGCUUUUCCUUAUUGUUCUCAAUCCAUGAUCACAAUCCAGAGAAGCAAAGACAGUUCUUUGAUUUGGAAAGAAACAGUGUUUGUUAUAAUACAUAGGUACCCUAUAGGUACAAUUCUCUUAUGUGAAAGAUUUUAUACUUCUGUUGACCUAUACCAGUUUUUAUCAGUUCACACUAGAAUUUGCGCACCUGCAGGGAAGGGCAUGCUGUCUGGUCACUGAUCCUUGCCUGCAGCCCUCUUGUGCGCUUGCGGCGUGGGGGUGGGGAUUGUGGUUGGUAGGCUUCAUCUCCAGUGACUGUGUGAGGCAAUCACCGUUUCUCCAGGUUAGUUCAAAACUUGUGGAUUGGUAUUGUAGAAAGAUGAGGCUAUUAAUAACACUAAACUAAUUGUUUAAUAGAUUUGAAAUUCAUUUAAAAAAAAUUUAGGUGUCGAGUUUGCAUUUUCUUCAUCCUUUCUUUUUAGCCUUCUUUUAACAUUCAAUUAUAUUUUUAACCUGGUAUAUAUAGAAUAAUCUAAUGUUUACUGGUCUUCUAAAUGGUCAACAGAACUCCCUAGUUUAUUGAGGUAAUUUUAAGAACUCCUAGAAAGAAAAUGUAGUCCUCCCAAACAGUCUUCACUUGUAUCUCUUCUAUCACCAACGCCUACAUCACACCAAGGACUUUUUUCCCGACAAGACAUAUAUUUCUUGGGGGUGGGGGAUAGGAGUACAUAUCUGAUAGAACAUGGAUUUUUUUUCCCCUCUAAAUACAUUGAAAAUAAUUGAUCUUCGCUAGCAUUCUAUAGAAAGGUAAAACAAUUUCAUGACUUCUAAAUAUCUUGAAUUUUAUAAGCUUUCCAAUAUAUUCUGGAGGGAUCCAAAAUCCAUGUUUAGUAGAUUAACAUUUUAAAUGCUAUCAUUCAAAAGAUUUGUAAUAAAAUACCAGCGAAGAACAUACUAAUUUCCCUGACCAGUGAGUGAGGAAAGAAAACGUAAAACAAAUGAGUAAUUACGUCUCUCCUAGUAACCAGUAUUAUUAAUGCCUAAAUUGUGGGACAAAUUUAAAGAGCCUUAUUUCCAAAUAGCAAAGAUUCUCUUGUCACUCCAGCUCUUAACUGUUUGUUAGCUUUCCUCUCUCUGCACUGUGAUACAGAGCUAAUGAAAGGGAUUGUGACAUCAGAGAGAGCACAACUUUGGUAUGACUUUCUUUAUCCUAGGUUCCUAGAUCUUGGGAAUGUUUGGUUCCUUUCAAUGGCAGAGUUUUUGCUGAUCUAAAGUUUAGUCUGCUAGACAACCUUGUAAGAGAAAACCUGUCCAACUCUUUCUUGGUCAGCUCUGCCGGGCAGCAGAGCGCUCCUUCCUUCCCCUCCGCCCGCUUGCCCGGCCCACCCCAGUCCUCGAGCGCCCGCGCGCCCGCCCUGGCCGUCCAGGCCUGCCGUGCACGCCCGUCUGUGCCGAUCCUGGCCGAAGAGUAACAGAAUCCUCUUCUUUCACUUGUUUUUUUGUUUUGUUUUUGUUUAUUUUUUUAAGCUGGGGACCACUGAAGUAAGCUCUGUAUGCACCCAAAGUACCCCUUGGAAAUUUUUUCAACAUGCAGUGCCGAAGGCUCCAGUGCAGCUAAAUGCCUCACCAUUGCUUUGACUUGGGGAAUAGACUGAUUUGCCCUGAAAUGACUCCACCUCGUUCAGGUCCAGUGGGCUCCAGCGGAGUAGUGUGGAAGUGAUGGACACUGUCUUCACCUGCUUGGAAGGGUUGAAUCAGUUCCUCUCAACAGUGAUAGUUCUUUUCACUGUACAUUGUUGAGUAUGUCUCAGGGAUUCCUCGUGGAAAUUAGGGCAGAUUUUAAAAUACGAAAAUAGUUUUCAAAAAACUAAAGGUGACUCAUCAUUGAAGAGAGCGCAAGGAAGAGAAAACAUUUGGUUUCCUAGCCCACAGUGUCUUGCAUAGGACGUUUCCUUUCUCCUUCAGCCUCUCAUCUCAGCUUCAGCAUACAGAAUCCUUUCCCAUCAUGCACAGCUUUAAAACUUUUAUUUAAAAAUCUCCUUCCCUGAUGAGCUUUCAGAAUACUUAUUGUAGAUUUUAAGAGAAAAGGUAUAUUAAUUUAUGCUAUUAACAUCACCUCAUAAAUUAUAAGUUUUAUACUAAAGCUGUAUUGAGUGUAAUGAGUUAUGUUGCCUAUGUGUUUAAUAGCUAAAAAACUAUAUAUGAGCUUUUUUUUUUAUUUUUUAUUUUUUUGACAAAACAAACUAGUGAAGCACCUUUUUACACUGGAUCUCUGCCGUGUCAAGGUGUAUAGCUAUCCUUUGCUACCUUGCAGAUGUAUAAAAUAAAAGGAUAUCCUGGGGCCUCAAAAUGUAGAACACCUUUAGACCAUUUAUUACUGCUCAUAGAACUGUUGAGAAUCAUGUUUCUUUAGUAAAUGAUCUGUGGUUUACACUUACGAUGGCUAGAAGCUUAGUUACAGGGUAAAUAGAAAUACAUAGAUCAAGUAAAAUUCCCAACUACUGUAGCUGGAAUUUGUAAACUAAGUUUUUAAGACCUCUUUUAUUUCCUAUGGAUUUAUUCUUUAAUUUACAGUUGAUUCUGUAAGUUGGGAAGUAAAAUAGAGAAAAUAAUAAAUCUAGAUGUUCUCAGUGUCUUAUUCAGGAACCUUUUAACCCCUCCUCACUAAGGAAUUCCCACUGUGACUUAAAAAUAGAAUUAAAUUACUUGUGUGCAUGUAUAUGUCUGUGUUUUUACACACAUGCAAAAAUAUACAUUGGGGGCACAUGUGCGAGAGAUGAAUGUGUGCUUUAGUACAAAUAGGGAAAGGUAACAGAAUGUAUUGUAGAAAUAUGAUUUAUUUAGUUGAGGGUAUUGGAAUUACUUUCUCAAGUGUCUCUGUUGGAUAAAUACACCAAAUUCUUCAUGUUAUCUUAUGUUAAAAGGCUAGCUCUGAUAUCAUGUGUAUUUUAUUCUAACAUUUUGAUUAACUUAUAUUAUGCCAUGUUUUUAAAAUGACCUGAGUAACAGCAGGUUCUAAGACCAGCCUCUUACUUUUGAGCAUAAAAACGAGAGAGACAGAGCUAUAUUUAUCUAUUGGGGUGAUGGGACCAGAGAUUGGUUGAAUCUUUAUUUACAUUAAUAGAUUUCUUCAUAUUCUGAGUUAGAAAAUACUAUUGAUCAUCUUUUCUUGGUGAAGUUAAGAAAAUUAUAGGCCUUUUAUAAAGAAUGCCAAUUUUUGAAGGGGCUGCUUUGUCUAAAGAGUUGUUGGGAUCAUCUCACCAUGCAUAUUUCAAAACUGAGAUGAUUUCAGUUAUGUUCAAAAACGAAGAAAAAAUUAGCUGUGCUAUUAUUUUUGAAGUCAGCGUGCCCUCCGCCCCCAUAUUUUGGCUAUAGGAAAAAAUAUGCUACCCUUGACUUGAUUCAUAUGGAAUUAAACAUUCCCAUAUUUUGAGAUUUGCCAUUUUGCUAUACAUUCAUUACUGGUUUGUCUGGUGGUCUAAAAUAGUCAGAACUAGAGUUGUUAUUAAAUGCUCCGGUCACAUUUAUUUUUAAUAUUUAAAAAAUCAUGUACUUAAAAAUAUGUCAAAACAACCUCCGAUAAUGCACCUGAAUUUGUAGUUAUCUUUGAAGCCUCAUUCAUCUUAUAUAUAGUCAAGAACUAGGAAAGCUUUAUAUAUUAUUUUUACAGUUGUAUUUUUACAGCAUCUCCCAGUUCCAUUCACUCUUGCUUUAUGGAUUUUUUAAAAUCUGCAUAUUUCUUGUACAUAUGCAUGCAAAUGAAAGAAGGGAGUUUGUAUUGGUGCCAUUUCUCCCUUCAGUUACUGAUUAAUGGGAUUCACUAGAAUAAAGUCCCCCUAAUUGAAGGGUGAAAAUAGACCCUUUGUGUAUAUCUGUAUAGAGAUGUGUAUAUGGGAUGUGGUGGCACUUUGCUGAAUGUGAACUUGCCUUGUCAAUGGAAAGAUUGAGAAGUAUUAUUGUUUAUUUAUACAUUUGUAUAAAUCUAUAUGUACACGUGUGUAUAGAUAAAGCUAUAUACAUAUAUUUCCCUAAAAAAAUGUGUGUGUAUAAUAGAGAAACAGCCUUUGUUAAGCAAGAUUAUAUAUCUAUGGAGAACUCUGGAUUGCAGUAAGCAGGAGGCGGUGACAGCCGAGAGUCCACCAUCAGAGCGCACUAAGAGGGAAGAAGUCCUUUGGACUAUAGUCUUGUUUAUGGUGAUUAUCAUUGAAUUUCUGUUAGAACUGUUCUUACUUGCCAAGUCCACUGUUCAUCUUCACUACCUUCUAAGUCAGUCUUUCAACAUUUAAAACACUUCAUUGUGUUUGUUCUCCUUUAUUGUGUCCUUUCUAGCCAGAAGCAUUUGUCUUAAGUGUAUUUCAUUAACUUCUCAAUUGUCUCUUUUAAAGAUCUUUAUCUCUGAAAUUUCCCAGAAGGUGCACAAUUUUGUAAUACUUUCUAUAGUAAUUUUGAGAAUUGGGUGUUCAUCUUUGUCUCAGAAACAAACAAAAAUUAGCAUUCAAACAAAACUGAUUUGAAAAUUUUACCUAGGUAAUUUUGGAACAUUUUAGUUAAGUUGAAAAAAAGAAUUUGAUUUUAUGAUUGCU
Messenger RNA from Molossus molossus (Pallas's mastiff bat), 12355 nucleotides. It is a transcript of the gene INO80D, whose product is annotated as INO80 complex subunit D. The coding region runs from base 1005 to 4088 and encodes 1027 amino acids. Lineage: Eukaryota; Metazoa; Chordata; Mammalia; Chiroptera; Molossidae. Gene Ontology annotation, cellular component: nucleus. The transcript is spliced from 12 exons. The record is from RefSeq and is a predicted model, not a curated record.